CUCUGGGCCAUCAAAGAUGAGAGGACGCUCCAGCAGUCAUGCCCGACCAACAUUGGGAUAGCCUACCCGACUUGGAGGAACUCAAGCAAAUAACUUGCAAAUUCUGAUGGAUAUCCCUGCCUGUGCUGCCUAGAGGACACGACAGAAAGGCCCAGAUCCAGCCGCCACCAUGUCGAGCAAGCGUGCAAAGGGAAAGACCACCAAGAAGCGCCCUCAGAGGGCUACCUCCAAUGUCUUCGCCAUGUUCGACCAGUCUCAGAUCCAGGAGUUCAAAGAGGCGUUCAACAUGAUCGACCAGAACAGAGACGGUUUUAUCGACAAGGAGGAUCUGCACGACAUGCUGGCCUCUCUGGGUAAGAAUCCCUCCGAUGAAUACCUGGAGGGGAUGAUGGCCGAAGCACCAGGGCCCAUAAACUUCACCAUGUUCCUCACCAUGUUUGGAGAGAGGCUCAACGGAACGGACCCCGAGGACGUCAUCCGCAAUGCCUUUGCCUGUUUUGAUGAGGAGGGAUCUGGUGUGAUCCACGAGGACCAUCUGAGGGAGCUGCUGACCACCAUGGGCGAUCGCUUCACAGACGAAGAGGUGGAUGAGCUGUUCCGUGAGGCGCCCAUUGACAAGAAGGGCAACUUCAACUACGCAGAGUUCACCCGCAUCCUCAAACACGGCGCCAAAGACAAGGAUGACGAGUAGAGGGAAGAACCGACCACCCUGGGCCCCCACGCACAUGGCACCACAAAUCAAUCCCUUGUUCCUAUCUUUAUGGGCCUUGUAGGUUUGAAAGAAAUUGAAUGGAAAGAAUAUAUAUCAAAGUUUUAAAAAAAGAGCAGACGUGGUCGUUGUCUUACGUUUAUUUAGAUCUACGCAGGUUUAUGUAAAGUAGGAGCUUGGGAUUCUUUUGGGAUCCACAGAAAUAUUUUGCAAUACAUUUCAACUUGUGUCAUCAUUAAAGAUCACCACGAUGAGAGGUGUAUUUGCAUCUCAUAGCUACACGUCUAGGGCCUCAGCCACUUUGACUGCGGCCGUUCUGACCUUUUGUAGAUCGUGGCAGGGAACCUGGUUGGACUUUUGAGAUGCAUCAAACACCAUAUACAGUAUGUGUGUGCGUGGGGUUUAUUUUUGUUUGGACUGCCACAUUCAGUGCUUCAUACAGUACCAGCAAUGUUUACCUCUUCCUGCCAAUUAGCCAUUACACCUGCACAAGCACUGCAAUGAGUCUCCUUAUCUGUAAUAUUUGUAUCCCUCUAUGUUGGAAAUGGAUUUUAAAAAAGUAAUUCUGAUUGUGUUUAUUAAAAGUGAUGAGUACUUCCGCUUGAUGAAAUAGAUUUGAGUGCUUUUAGUAUAAACCUGUAUCAGCUGGUUGGGUAUAUUCGUUGAAGGAUCAGGUAUGUCUGUGCCGUUGAAGGAAUCCAGGCUUGAAAUUGCUCAGGCAAAUAAAGUAAGUUUAUUCAUGCCGUUGAAA
Molecule: messenger RNA, 1460 nt
Organism: Dicentrarchus labrax (European seabass)
Lineage: Eukaryota; Metazoa; Chordata; Actinopteri; Moronidae
Gene: myl9b
Product: myosin, light chain 9b, regulatory
Exons: 4
Coding region: 170-691 (173 amino acids)
Biological process (GO): platelet aggregation; myofibril assembly
Cellular component (GO): cytoplasm; myofibril; stress fiber
Molecular function (GO): calcium ion binding
Source: RefSeq, a predicted model, not a curated record